CUAAAAUGUUCACAAACAAGUCAGUCACCACAGAUUCUGAAUUGUGAUCCUAAAAACCUCUGAAAACGUUCCGGCGGGAAGAUAGAAAAAAAGGGGAUUUAGGGUUUUACUCCACAAAAUAGCGAAUCCAAUCUCCAUGGAUGGAGAAGCUUCGAGCAGCCGCCGUAAGAGACAACGAGCUCCCGCCGUUGCUGAAGAAGAAGCCGAGAAUGGUGGAGGAGGAGAUGAGGUGACACGAUCUGGGACAAUGUUCGAGCUAGAUCUCCUCGAUUGUCCCAUUUGUUGUUACGCACUCACGAUUCCUAUCUUUCAGUGUGACAAUGGACAUAUAGCUUGUUCGUCUUGUUGUACUAAAGUGAGGAACAAAUGCCCUUCUUGCACUUUACCCAUUGGUAACUUUCGAUCGAGAAUAAUGGAGAGAGUUGUUGAAGCUGUCAUUGUGCCAUGCCCAAACGCCAGACUUGGUUGUACUGAGAAGUUCUCCUAUGGGAAAGAGUUAGCCCAUGAGAAGAUAUGCAGGUUCGCUCUGUGCUACUGUCCUAUACCAGACUGUGACUACAGUGGCGUGUACAAGGAUCUCUAUAGUCACUACUAUGCUAACCACGACGACGAACACUCAUGGAAUAAAUUCGUGUGUGGCCGUUCCUCUGGCGCAUGGCUGCUCAUAAGUGAUAAGAUUCUUGUUCUUCAGGAAUCUGCAGAUGGUCCCUUGGUUGUGCUUCAGUGUUUUAAGGAGCCGCAAGGAUUUUACGUGACUGUGAGUUGUAUAGCACCUUCUGCUCCAGGAGUUGGUGAGUUCUCCUAUCAUCUCUCCUACAAGUCUGGAGGUAAAACUAUGACGUUUGAACUGGAGGAGAUGGAAAGGAUUCAGAAAGUGAGCUAUCGAACUCCUGAGAAGGACUUUAUGUUGGUCCCUUACUAUUUCCAGGAGCAGGGGAUUCGUUUGAAAAUGAAUAUUUGCAUCCGCCGGCUACAAAACAAUGAAGAAGAAGAAGAAGAAGAAGAAGAAGAAGAAGAAGAAGAAGAAGAAGAUGAUGAUGAAGAAGAUGCUGAUGAAGAAGAGUAAUAAUCAUCAUAUCAUAUCCAUUGUAGGUCCUUUUGUUCAUAACUUCAUUUACCCUUCUGAUGUAUUGCUGCAGCUACUUUAGUUUGUCAUCUAUGCACUCUAAACGAAUAAGUUUCAUGACUCGUUGUUUUACUUAAUGCUGAUUUUUCUCCAACAAUCUGUUAUACUACU
Messenger RNA from Camelina sativa (false flax), 1237 nucleotides. RefSeq names its product E3 ubiquitin-protein ligase SINA-like 2. The record is from RefSeq and is a predicted model, not a curated record. Lineage: Eukaryota; Viridiplantae; Streptophyta; Magnoliopsida; Brassicales; Brassicaceae. Gene Ontology annotation, molecular function: zinc ion binding.